Molecule: messenger RNA, 1439 nt
Organism: Condylostylus longicornis
Lineage: Eukaryota; Metazoa; Arthropoda; Insecta; Diptera; Dolichopodidae
Exons: 5
Coding region: 260-757 (165 amino acids)
Source: RefSeq, a predicted model, not a curated record
AAUUUUAACAAUAAUAUUUUAAUAUACAUACAUAUGCAUCUAAAUAUGAUAAAAAUUUUGAUCAUAACCAGUGUUACCAAAGUGAAAUAUUUUAUUCCAAAGGGGAAUAUAUUUGUCGAGAAAUGUAUAUUUAUAUCCGUACGAACGUAUGCUCGAAAAAUAUACUAAAUUUGCUUAACCGUUUGUAACGCUAAGAAAUAAUGGUCUGAGUUUUAUUUAAAAAUUCAAGAAAAACUCUAAAGAAUUAAAGCAAGCUCAAAUGGGUAUUCGUAUUAUAUUUUUGCUUGCAUCAGUCAUAUACUGUUUUGCACAAUAUUGUGAUAACGUUGUUGUUGAAACAAUCACUGCUGAUGAAGGUGGAAACAUUAUGCUUACGUGUGGCUUUGAAAUAACUGAUAAAGAAUGUAAUUCAUCAAUAUAUUGGACAUACCCUAAUAAAAUUUUUACUCAUCAUGAAAAAAUAUAUGAAAAUAGAAUUUUACUAUCAUUUACUGAAAUUUUAAAUUUCAAUGCAGAUGAAGAUACGGGAUCAUAUUCAUGUUCUCUUAUUUCAUGUAAUAAUACAUCAUAUGAGAAACGUUUCAUUUUAAAAUAUGAUAACAGUGACAUUAAUAAUAGAAGGGAAAUUAGAUAUAGUUGGAGCUUAUUUACAGUUCUCAUUUUAAUAAUAGUUUUAAUAUUAUUACUUGUUAUUCUCAUCAUUACAAAUAUUAGAAUCAUUUUACGGAAACGGCAACUUGGAAGUUAUCAAAUUUAAACUGAUACAAGGCAUAAAAUAAUUAAUAUAAUAUAAUUCCAAAUAAAAACAAUAAACACAAAAUAAAAAAUUGUGGAGACUUUUUAUUGGAGAAAUAAAAAUUUAAUAAUUUUAUUAUCUUUUGUAGUUAAUAAUGGCAUUUUGUACUUAAUAAUGGCAAUCAAACAAUCAAAUAAUUUGCAUGAUCAGCCUCCAUUAUUUAUAAGUAAAUAUAUUUUAUUAUAGUUCAUUCGUCUUAUUUUUCAACAGCUUAGAUGUACAGCGUCAAAAAUAAUUCAUUCACGUUUCGAAAAUCAUUACAGUUCCAAUGUUUCCUUUGAACCCUAAAUAAAAUGAAUGAACUGUAAUAAAAACCAUAUGUAACAUUUGUAAUAUUUUUUUUAAAUAAACAUAAAAAAUUUUUUAUUGCAACAAAUUUUUAAAUAAAAAAUAAAGAUUUAUCUUUUUAAUUUAAACUCCGAUAAAAUUCUAUAUUUUUUUAGUGUUGCCAAAAUUUAAAUAAGAUCAUUGAAAUAUAAAACGAUGUCAUCGGAUAUAAAUAAAAUUUAAAUACGACGUUGAUAUUUGGUAACCGAUGAAGGAUGCUAUAAACAUAAAAAUAGCCUGAGUGAGUUUUAAUACUAAGACAUUGGCGGUGAAUCAACAUAUAAAUUAAAAAUUCCAACCAUUUGAAAAAUGAAUU